AUGACUGGAGCCGCGGAUUCUGCCGGGAUAUACUACUGCACACAUUGGUUCAAUCCAGGUAACAGGGCUGAGUGUAACUAUGUGAAGGGGGGUGACCACUGUUACUACCUCGAUUACAACACGUCAGGAGUGAAGGUGAUAGGAGGAGUGUGUUACGACAACUGGGAUGGGCUCAAAGUCAACAAUGGAAAAUUCAACCGUUUGAAACAUGUGUUGGUGGUGAAUGCACUCAAGGCCCCUGGCUGGUGUACCUGCCUCACCCCCACCGUCAACAACUGCAACAAGUUUCCUGGAAACUACUGGGAGAACAUGAGGAUUAAGUAUUACAACACACCCGUCUUUAAGCAGCGCUGGCCGUGGUUCCAAACAGUCUGCAACCAGAGUCACAUCAACGGAGUGUACUGUAACAUGAAGGGAAACGUUCCCAACCCUUAUCUUCCAUGGGAGACUGGCAAGUGCAGCGGCAUUAUGGAGUAA
Molecule: messenger RNA, 477 nt
Organism: Closterium sp. NIES-65
Lineage: Eukaryota; Viridiplantae; Streptophyta; Zygnematophyceae; Desmidiales; Closteriaceae
Source: the annotation of a GenBank genome assembly